AUGAACACCCAAACCAACAGAUCCACCAACCAAAUCAACAAGGUCUUUGACACCAUCUCUGACUCGUUUUGCAAUCUUGCGCUCCUCAGCAUGGCAUCCAACUACAUUGAAAAGAAAGAAACUUCUGAAAACACAUACUGUAUCAAUAGAUCAAAGAGAAUGAAGCUUUGGCACCAACCAUCGGCGCAUGGAUGCCUCAAGGGUCGCAAGAGAACCAAAACCUGUUCGAAACGGGCCAAGCUCAGUUUCUCAGAAGAAGUCAAGGUUUAUGAAAUCCCAUCUCGUCACGAGUACUCAUCCCAGGAUAAAAGUCGUAUCUGGCGUGGUAGGAAAGAGAUUAAGAUGAAUGCAAAGCGCAAUCAUGUGGAAUUCUACACUGAGGGAGAAGAUUGGCGAAAAGUUGUCGAGGAGGACGAUAUGUACGUGGAUGAAGAGACCGGUCAGUUGAUCCACCCAUGUUGGGUUGAUGAUGAUGAGGAGGAUUCCUUUGACGACGAAUAUUCCUCUGACUACGAGGAGACGGCCUCAUGCUAA
Molecule: messenger RNA, 534 nt
Organism: Cylindrotheca closterium
Lineage: Eukaryota; Bacillariophyta; Bacillariophyceae; Bacillariales; Bacillariaceae
Source: the annotation of a GenBank genome assembly